AUGUCGCAUCGAAACUCGUACGAGGAUCUUUCCCUGAAAGAAAUGGGCGAUCGAGCGACGACGCCGACGUACUGGAAAACCGAGGAGGAGUGGUUGACGAAACACCACCCGAGCGCUUUGUUGCUCAAUGAUGAUGAUGACGAGAACGAUGGCAUCGAGGGAAGAGAAGAAGAAGAAAAACAACGAACGAAUCAGAAUAACAGUUUGAUCGCGAAAUUGAAGAAACAACUGAAAUCGGAAGGGAAACAGUUGGUGGUUUUUUUGGAUUACGACGGGACGUUAUCGCCGAUUGUAUCUCAGCCGGAAAAAGCGUUCAUGUCAGAAGAGACGAGGCGAGCGGUGCAAACGGUGGCGAAGAAGUUUCCGACGGCGAUCGUUUCCGGACGAGCGAGAGAGAAGGUGUACGAUUUUGUAAAGUUGGACGAGUUGUAUUACGCGGGAUCGCAUGGGUUAGAUAUAGCCGGUCCGAAAGGCUCGCCAGAUAUCGAUUAUAAGCCGUGCUUGUGGGCAGAGGAUGUCAUGCAGAACGUGUUUGAGACGUUGAAGAAAAAGUUAGAUUCAAUAAAAGGCGCGGUUGUGGAGACCAACGUGUUUUGCGUGAGCGCGCAUUAUCGCCAAUGCGAAAACGAAGAGGACGAAGCAGAGGUGGAAAAAGCGGUAGAUGAAAUCGUAGCGCAAAAUAAAGACAAGUUGCGGAAACAUUCCGGGAAGAAAGUGUGGGAAGUGAAACCAAAAGUCGACUGGGAUAAAGGGAAAGCUUUGUCUUAUUUGUUGGAAGCUUUGAAAUUGAACGAUCGAAAAGAUGUCAUUUCCAUGUAUUUAGGCGACGACGUGACGGAUGAAGACGCGUUUGAGGUUUUACGGAAACUCAGCGACGACGAGACGCAAGGCGACGGCGUCGGGAUCGUGGUGACCAAAGUUCCCAAGCAAACGAAAGCGAGUUAUUCGUUGAGAGAUACCGACGAAGUUUUGCAAUUUUUAACCAAAGUCGGAAACAUAGACGUGUAG
Molecule: messenger RNA, 1008 nt
Organism: Bathycoccus prasinos
Lineage: Eukaryota; Viridiplantae; Chlorophyta; Mamiellophyceae; Mamiellales; Bathycoccaceae
Exons: 1
Coding region: 1-1008 (335 amino acids)
Biological process (GO): trehalose biosynthetic process
Molecular function (GO): trehalose-phosphatase activity
Source: RefSeq, a predicted model, not a curated record